Molecule: messenger RNA, 1156 nt
Organism: Hevea brasiliensis (rubber tree)
Lineage: Eukaryota; Viridiplantae; Streptophyta; Magnoliopsida; Malpighiales; Euphorbiaceae
Product: B-box zinc finger protein 22-like
Exons: 5
Coding region: 33-1010 (325 amino acids)
Biological process (GO): photomorphogenesis; regulation of DNA-templated transcription
Cellular component (GO): nucleus
Molecular function (GO): zinc ion binding
Source: RefSeq, a predicted model, not a curated record
UGUGGGCUGAGGCUCAGGAAGAGGCAAAGAAGAUGAAGAUUCAAUGCAACGUUUGUGAGGCGGCGGAGGCGAACGUGCUUUGCUGCGCCGACGAGGCUGCGUUGUGUUGGGCUUGCGAUGAGAAAGUUCAUGCGGCAAACAAGCUAGCAAGCAAGCACCAGAGAGUUCCUCUCUCUGGCUCUUCCCCUCAGAUGCCUAAAUGCGACAUUUGUCAGGAGACAGCUGGCUUUUUCUUUUGUCUAGAAGAUCGAGCUUUGCUCUGCAGGAAAUGUGAUGCUGCUAUUCACACAGCAAAUGCCUAUGUAUCUGCUCAUCAGAGAUUUCUGUUAACUGGAGUAAAAGUUGGUCUAGAACCUACUGACCCUGGUGCAUCCUCUUCUUCAGUGAAAUCACCUUCGGGUGAAAUAACCUCUGAAGCGAAAUCUCAUUCUGUUUCUAGAAGAGGAACUCCACUGCCAUUGACUAGUCCAUGCAAUGGAGUUUUGCCUGCACAGGUUGGCAGACAGGAGUUUGAACCUUAUAAAGUAUCAUUUUCUAGUGGUUCUGCAGCUGGAGGCAUCCCAGAGUGGCAGAUAGAUGAAUUUCUUGGAUUAACUGAUAAUAGUCAAAAUUAUGGCUACAAGGACAAUGGAUCAUCUAAGGUUGAUAGUGGCAAGGGUGGUGACUCUGACAGCUCUGGAAUCUUAAGAUCAGCUGAGGAAGAGGUAGAUGAUGAUGAAUGCCAAGGUCAGGUGCCAGACAGCUCCUGGGCAGUGCCGCAGAUGCCUUCUCCACCUACAGCCUCAGGGCUAUUUUGGCCAAAACGUGUCCAGAAACAAUCUGAUAGUGGAGAUUUUGUGCCUGAUAUAUGUUGCUCAACUGUGCAAAGCCAUGACCAACAUGGUACUGCAACAAAACGCUAUUGUAGUAAAGGUGGUAUACGCAAUCUGCUUCUAAAUUUAUCCGUAUUGCUUAACCAUCAGAGCAGGGCCUCGCUGUUAUGCUGUGGCUACUUGGGUCUUGUAAGAUGAAAGGAUAUGGCUACUUGGGUCUUGUAAAUAUUUGUUUCUUAGUCAAUAAUUUGCACGAGAGAUUAGAAUUCUGCAUGAACAAGCAAAUUUGUUGAAAAAAGGGUAACCUGAUUGUUUAAUAGAGUUCUCUCUCCCUUCAAACAUUA